Molecule: messenger RNA, 618 nt
Organism: Penicillium samsonianum
Lineage: Eukaryota; Fungi; Ascomycota; Eurotiomycetes; Eurotiales; Aspergillaceae
Exons: 2
Coding region: 1-618 (205 amino acids)
Source: RefSeq, a predicted model, not a curated record
AUGCAUCCGCCAUUGGAACUUCUCGCAAAUCCAACAGGCGAACUUUCCAUUGCUUUCCCAACACGCAAUCGGCGUUUACCUCCGAAAGAGCGCUCACGCAGGGCGCUCGCUGUGGCACCUGUCAUUGCCAAAUCCCGGCAUAUCACAGGACGCAACUCCCAACGUCAAGCUCAAUCUGAAUUCUCCAAACCGGAACAGCGACCGAGCCAUCUCAACUCAACAAACACCGAGAUUGGACAUGCAACCUUGACCUUUAACGGCAUUAAAUCAAAUCGAUACAAUCUCCGUCCAAACAGACCCACAAUCUUUGCAGAGCGAAAACCACGAUAUAUGGUUGACCGCGUCCGAUUCCCUCACUUCUUCGAAUCUUAUAGCAACCAUCUCAAGCCAUACGACCUACCCGACAGUGAAUACGUCCCUCCAUCGCAUACACCUACCCCAAGCUCGUCGGAGUAUUCCCACUCCAUCAAUUCUAGUCAACCGAGCGAGGCCUCGAGCUUAGACCUAUUUGGUCUGGAGCCUCGAUCUCCUGAACCAUCAAACCACACUCCUUCUGUCCACUCAAUUCGCUCAAGUAGCUCGUCAAGUGCCGAAUUCUUUAGCACCGAAGAGCCCUGA